UCUCACUUUCCAACCCACCAGGUCUGACAGUAUCAGGAGAAGAUGUCACAGGAUCAGUGAAUGACAAUUUAACCCUACCCUGCACCUAUACUGAUAAUGAAUAUCCGGACUUCAUGUGCUGGGGCAGAGGAGACUGUCCGCAGUUCGCCUGUAAUGAUACAAUCAUCUGGACUUUUGGCCACACACUGACUAAGAGCGAAUCUUACAGAUACCAGUUACUGGGGAACAUCAGACAGGGGGACGUGUCCCUGACCAUCACCGGGGCCACUAAAGAAGAUGAAGGAACCUACUGCUGCCGUGUGAAGAUCAAAAGACCUUUCGAUGACCUGAAAAAAGAAAUUGUAAUAAAGAUACUGGAGCCUAUGGAAAAUCUUGAAGAUAGAAAACUUACUGUGAACAGAUCUACAGAAGAGAUGACAGUAAAAGAUUCAGUGGAUUCCAGAGAAAAGAAUUUUCCUUCUAGUGCAAAUAUUAUUCGAGGAAUUAUAAUAAUUCUGUUUCCCCCUUUGUUCCUUCUUAUAUAUAUAUUUAGGUUUGGUUGA
Messenger RNA from Hyla sarda, 542 nucleotides. RefSeq names its product hepatitis A virus cellular receptor 1 homolog. The record is from RefSeq and is a predicted model, not a curated record. The transcript has 3 exons. NCBI's taxonomy places the organism in Eukaryota, Metazoa, Chordata, Amphibia, Anura, Hylidae. Bases 114 to 542 code for a protein of 142 amino acids.